This is a messenger RNA of Puccinia graminis f. sp. tritici CRL 75-36-700-3, 912 nucleotides long. RefSeq lists its product as uncharacterized. The transcript is spliced from 7 exons. The coding region runs from base 1 to 912 and encodes 303 amino acids. The record is from RefSeq and is a predicted model, not a curated record. Lineage: Eukaryota; Fungi; Basidiomycota; Pucciniomycetes; Pucciniales; Pucciniaceae.
AUGUUGAACAUCAACGAUCUCAUUCAUGGAGAUCCUGAUGAUCCCGCCACUCGACUUGAAGGAGCUGAGGAGAGUCACUAUGAUACAUCCUCCGACGAUCAUGACAGUCCACCUUCCAACCAUAUGGAAAUCACCGAUCCAAACAACAUGUUUGCUUCUUUACCCUCUUACGAUGUCAACAUGACCGAUCGAUCUUCCGCCCCUGGUGCUGAAAAGAAUGUUGAGCAAAUCUGCUCUGAUCUACAAUCUAAGUUGAUGCUCGAUCCUGAGCAUUUGGAGAUUGCUCUCAUUAGGAGCAAGGCUUCCCCUGAAGCGAGACAUGCCAGCUUAGUCUUCACUAAUGGUGCCUAUCACCAACUUGGUAAUAAAGGUACCCAAAAACCAUCAUUUGUGUAUGAUGACACUUUCAGAGACUUUGUCAGAACUAGUGCUCGGAUGUUCUUACUCAAGCCAACCCUUGAGGCAUACUCAAACAACCCACACCAGAAUACCGACAUCCCAAAAACCUUGUUCUACUUAACACUCCCUGAUGCGUGGAAAGACAAUCACCUUCCACCCAGGGGAGUUUGGGCCAAUGUAGAAGUCCUUAAUCACUAUCGCAAGGUUGUUGGCGAACUCUUGAAGUACCAACAAAGUAAUCUGCGCACACUGCUCCUAACAGAAAUCCUUGUGACCAAGAAGAAACCAUUUGUCAGCAAAAUGCCCAAUCAAAAGGAGAUGCUGACUAUGAUUUAUAAAGAUCUCCCACCCAAAUCGUCUAAGCUCACCGAGAAAGAGAUCAAGCAUCAAGUAGAGAUGUCGCUCAAUACCCGGGUACCUGUAGCAGGUGCGGUUACCUGCCUCAAAAAUCCAAUAUUUUUGACACCCGCACCCGCACCCGCACCUGCUAGGGCCGCCAGGAUAUACGAGUAA